Brugia malayi is the source of this 954-nucleotide messenger RNA. RefSeq lists its product as uncharacterized. The record is from RefSeq and is a predicted model, not a curated record. Bases 1 to 954 code for a protein of 317 amino acids. Gene Ontology annotation, molecular function: protein binding. The transcript is spliced from 6 exons. NCBI's taxonomy places the organism in Eukaryota, Metazoa, Nematoda, Chromadorea, Rhabditida, Onchocercidae.
AUGUCAAGAACAAUGAGAAAACCGCUUCCAUUAUUUGUUCACUACGGUUUCGCUGGCGGUAUUUCUUGUUCCGCAAUUGUUUCGGUGAAUAAUGAACCCUAUUUGGCCGUUGGCACCACAAAUGGAAAGUGUGAGCUUUAUUCACCUAGAACUCAUUUGCGCACCUCCAUAAUUUACAUUGACCCAAAUAAUCGUUCAGUAGCAGCGGUGGGACAAUUUACAAAAGACUGCUUAUUUGUGCAUAUUCGUGCUUAUGCAAUUAUAUUAGUAUCUGUGGAUAAAGCUUCGAAGAUAUUAAGUUUCUGUCUCACAAGGACAAUAAAAACAGAAUUCUACGGCUUUUGUGGUUCAUUUUGUUAUGAAUCUCAAUUAUUUUGUCCAUUUCUUGAGAAUAGCAAAUGUUUGAUCGGCGUUUUUACCGACGAAACAGAACAGAUGUCUCGAUUUUGGUCUCCUGAUGAUGAUGCUAGCACUUUCAUGGCCUUCUCUAUAUCUAAUAAUGGAUAUUUAGCUUGUGGUUUAGAAACGGGAAAAAUAAAAGUUGUGAAUGUUGAAGAUUUCAGUGUUAUAGGUGAGAAAAAACUUUUUCCCGAACCUGUUCUUGCUUGUGCAUCAUUUGCUAACACACUAGCCGUGUCAUCUGUUAAAUCUCCAUUGGUGUUGGUCACUGUGAGAAUAAAUGAAAUCGUUGUUGAGAAGGAGAUUUUGUUCCCUCAAAAAGCUGGUGGCUGCUCUUCUCUAUCCUUUUCAAAUUGCGGCAAAGAGCUUGCUUCUGGAUAUUGGAAUGGAACUGUGCGUGUAAAUUCCGUGAAAACAGGAGCAAUACGAGCCGUUCUAGAUUUUCACUCUGAAAUCAUCAAUUGUUUGUGCUGGACUAAAAUUGAUGGCCAACGAUUACUGUUUGUUUGUUCAAAGGAUACCAAAUUAUCAAUAUGGAAUUUAUACAAUGAUUAA